AUAUUAUCUGAUACUAUAUUCGAAUUUGCUGUUUGUUGCUGCGCAGCAUGUCCAUACAUGUCUAUGCCUAACGAGAAUGUCGAGAUCAUAACGCCACUCCUGCCUCAAUCUCGAAGGAAAUCUAGAGCUGGUGUUGGUCGAGUGCGAUGCUGCCGCCAACAGAAACACGCGACUUUUCGAACGAAUCGGUUUAUCUUCGCGAACAACCCAGCAGUUCGCAACAGAUUGACUUGAAUUUGGAAGGAUUGGAAUUGGAGCGUGUACCGAAACGUCACCCCCUGACUGGCAGAGAAUAUGAUCCAGCACAGGUUCGCCGUCUCAAUCUCAGCAGGAACAAUUUGUUGCAGAUUACAUGCCUUCCUGCUUUCGUAAAUGUUGUCAGUCUCGACCUGUCCAACAAUGCACUCACAUCCUUGCCGGAAGAUAUCGGUGCCAUGGGUAACCUGCGAAAUCUCGUAGCCCGUAACAAUCUACUUGUCGACCUACCAAAAUCCUUGUGCUGCCUCGAAAACAUGGAAGCCCUAUACCUAUCUGGAAAUCGUUUUGAGACUGUUCCAUCUGUCGUAUUCAAUUUGUUUCGCUUGCGCGUUCUGCACCUAGGUGGUAAUCGGAUAGAAAAUGUGCCAUACGCAAUUGGUACAAUGAAACAUUUGGAGAUCCUAUAUCUUGGCGGAAACUUUCUUAGAGAAGUGCCAGCGACAAUAGGCCGGCUUCAGCGAUUAUCGUCUUUGUCGCUUUGCGAUAAUCAGCUGGAAACAAUUCCUUCAACAUUUGGAGAGCUCAGAAAUUUGGAAAGCUUAUCAUUGCAUAAUAAUGUGCUCAGGACCCUGCCAACAGAAAUCGUCAAACUGAGGAAUUUGCAACAGCUUAGCCUUCGAAACAAUCCUUUAGUCCAUCAAUUCGUACACAACAUGCAGCUGGAACCUCCAAAAUUGAAGGAAUUGGCUGGCCGAGUAGUACGAUUGAAAAUGUCCCGACUGCCACUCAAAGGAAUUCUUCCAAGGGAAUUGAUAUCCUAUCUGAACUCUGCUAAUCAGUGCGUCAACCCCAAGUGUAAGGGUGUCUACUUCGAAGCAUGCGUUGAACAUGUGAAAUUUGUGGAUUUUUGUGGAAAAUAUCGUGUGCCUUUACUGCAGUUUUUGUGUUCGCCAAAAUGCUCAGCUGCUACACCCGCAUAUGUGUCAGAUAGCUCAUCGGAUAGCGAGGAAGAAAUGCCGAACAACAUGAAAAUGAAGAAGAUCAUGCUGGGCUAAUGAUGUUACUUGAUUUCUACGCUCAUUUAAUUACACCUCACCGCGAUUCUGUGGCCUGUUCGUUCGAGUUGUUAUCGCAACCUCGAGAGGUUCAAAUUUAUUCUCUCUCGUCAACCAUGUGAUCUCUCGAUACAUAUCCGCAUGUUAUACUUGCCGCGCAUCGAUCCCAGAAUAAUACGAUUUUCACGGUUAGUUGCGGUGUUAUCGUGAUGUAAACACAAGGACGAUGUUGAUGCGAAUGUGCUGACAAAUAGUCA
This is a messenger RNA of Cylicocyclus nassatus, 1510 nucleotides long. The record is from the annotation of a GenBank genome assembly. Lineage: Eukaryota; Metazoa; Nematoda; Chromadorea; Rhabditida; Strongylidae.